This is a messenger RNA of Psammomys obesus (fat sand rat), 2315 nucleotides long. It is a transcript of the gene Ypel5, whose product is annotated as yippee like 5. Bases 309 to 674 code for a protein of 121 amino acids. The record is from RefSeq and is a predicted model, not a curated record. The transcript is spliced from 3 exons. NCBI's taxonomy places the organism in Eukaryota, Metazoa, Chordata, Mammalia, Rodentia, Muridae.
GCCGCCCUCCGGCCCCUUCGGACCCCCGGGCGCGGGGACGGUGCCGGGGAGCCCGCCGGGGCCGUGCGCCCCGGAGCCCGCGCGCGCCCAGCUGGUCCGCCAGCGUUUGUUGUGCCGCGAAGGCCCGACUGCCGCCGCCGCGGCUCUCUCCGCCUCGCGCCCGGCGAUUGGCUGGUGGCUGUCACGCGGGCGCGAUCAGCUGGGCCGGCUGCGGGCGGUGGGCCUGGCGGGGACCCCGCAGCAGCUCGGUGAGCCCGCCCGGGGGUUCCUUCCUGCUGGCGGAGGUUUUUAGAACUUCAUCUAUCAAAAUGGGCAGAAUCUUCCUUGAUCAUAUUGGCGGUACCCGUUUGUUUUCUUGUGCAAACUGUGAUACAAUCCUGACUAACCGGUCAGAGCUCAUCUCUACUCGGUUCACAGGCGCCACUGGUAGAGCAUUUCUUUUUAACAAGGUAGUUAACUUGCAGUACAGUGAAGUUCAAGAUCGGGUUAUGCUCACUGGCCGCCACAUGGUUCGAGAUGUGAGCUGCAAAAACUGCAAUAGCAAACUGGGAUGGAUCUAUGAGUUUGCCACUGAAGACAGCCAGCGUUAUAAGGAAGGCCGUGUGAUCCUGGAACGUGCACUAGUUCGAGAGAGUGAAGGCUUUGAGGAGCAUGUACCAUCUGAUAACUCUUGAAGAAAAAAGAUAAAUCCAUCUUUUCCCAGGUCUCCUUCACUGAAAACAAAAAUCUACUUACAUACACUGUCACCUUAGCAUCAGAGUCGGAUUCAUGAACUGCGGAACAAGAGGUUGUGAGAAUAUAAGAUGGAACCUUUCUUUCUUUCUUUCUUUCUUUUUUUAAUUUUGUAUUUUUCAUCCAAUAGCAGUUUGUAGAGAGACUAUUAUGCAGAUGCCAUUAAUUUUUUCCCUAUGUUUACAUCUUGAGGCAGAAGAGUUUGCAGCUACAUGGUUGGCUAUGUGAGGGAAAAAAUUGGGGUCCUUAGAGUGAAAAGGAGUGUUUUGUAUACAUUUUGAGUGGAAAAUACGUCAAGAGCAUGGUUUUAAACUUACUUGGGCUUCGUUUUAAAUUUUCUUUUUAACCCAGUUAUUUCACUUAAUUUGCUAGCUUCAAGAAGAGAUCCGAAUCUGUGCCCAGCGCUGGAGGCUCAGUGUUAGCGUGGCUUGUGCUGGCCAUGUGCCAUAUUCUUGUUGGAGAGGAACUGUAGCACCAGAACCCAUUCUUCCUUGUCAGUCUUGACCCAACAGAUGUCACCACCACUAGUUACUUGUCACCACUUACUUGGUGUUGAUUGGAAACUUUCUGAAAUGGGGCAGAACUGCUUGGUUGUCUUUUCCAUGUAACUUAAGCAUAGUAAUAUAAAUAAAGUGAUAGUUGGAUGUUUUGGUCCUGUGUUACUUUUAAAAAUACCUUAUAAAAGCAGAGGUUUGAUAAGUGAUUUUCUUAAUAGUUAAAGUGAUCCUUCUCAAUGUUAAGCUACAUUGCUAUGUAUAAAGUAGUUGUUUGAAUGAAAGCAUACUGUUUAAAUCUACAGUAUUGCAUUUAGAAAACAAUUGAGCAAAAUAUCAGUGUGCAUCCUUGUAUACACUAUUAAUCUGCAUCUGUUCUAAAGAAGGGGAAAAUGAAGCAACUUAUCUAAAACUGCUUCACAAAGUAUCUCAGCUUUCCCCAACAUUUGUGAAUUGAUUUUGACAAGUUUGUAGCGCUUGUCAAAGUUUCAUCAAAGGACUGGAUCUUUCCUUAGCAUCAUUAUUUCACAUCUUCCCUUACAAGUUCAGCUGUUGCAUUUGAACUGUACCUGAUAACCUUCUAUUGGAAAGAGGUGACAUUUCACUCAGCUCUAAAUUUAUAACAUUACAAAGUAUUAGAAUAUGCUUUUAUUCAAACUAUUUCUAGGCACUUGGUUUUGGUGAAAUAUAGGCGAGGGAAAUUGGCUAGUUACACAGAUGAUCAGAUGGAUGUUUGUAUGCUGUUUCUAGCUUGUCUAUGAAGGAAAUUUGCCUGAGUUGAAUAAGUUAAAUCUUUCUGUCAUUGAUACUAAAAGUGAUUUCUGAGUAUCAAGCUUCUCCUAUUUGGCUUUGCACUCUUGGUUAGUGGCAUGGUUGUCUGAGUAAGAAUAGUAUAAUACUGCAUUACUGCACUUCCAGUGAAUGAAUGCUACUCUGUCUUCAACUUGAAUGACACCUUCGAGGCUGAAGAAUAGUAUUCGUUUCCACUGAUUCCACACUGGCCUGUGAUGAUAUGCAGAUUUCUAGUUGCAUGCCUCACCUACAGCACCAUGUGCAUUACUGUCAAAAUAAAGUAUAUUUUGUCUUUCA